Molecule: messenger RNA, 909 nt
Organism: Coniosporium apollinis CBS 100218
Lineage: Eukaryota; Fungi; Ascomycota; Dothideomycetes
Exons: 3
Coding region: 1-909 (302 amino acids)
Cellular component (GO): intracellular anatomical structure
Molecular function (GO): oxidoreductase activity, acting on NAD(P)H, oxygen as acceptor
Source: RefSeq, a predicted model, not a curated record
AUGCCCACCACCCUCUCCGACCGCAACGGUCUCGUCAACCGCCAAAUCCCCGAAAUGCAGCUCUCCGACGGCUCACCAAGCUCCCUAACCGCGCCGCCGCCGCCAGCACCCCUCCACCUGACGCCAGAAGGACGCGCGCAGCACCGAUUCGCGGUCCAGGGCAACGCCAUCAUCACCGGCGGCACCGGCACUCUCGCCCUCGCCGGCGCACGCGCACUGCUCGAGCAUGGCCUAACAGGGCUGGCGCUCCUCGAUCGAGAUGCGGAGAGCGCGGCGGACGCGGUCGAGGGGCUUGCUAGGGACUUCCCUGCCGCCAGAAUAUUGGUGAAGCAGGUGGAUGUCACGCGGGCGGACGAAGUCGCGCGCGCCGUUGGGGAGGUGAGCGGGGUGCUUGGCAGCGUGGAUAUGCUGGUGUGCUACGCCGGCGUUGUGGGCUGCGUGCACGCGCUGGACAUGAAGCCUGAGGAGUGGAGAAGAACAAUGGACAUCAAUGCCACGGGGGCUUUCAUCUGCGCGCAGGCGGUGGCGAGGGAGAUGGUUGGGCAGGGGCGGGGCGGGAGUAUCGUGUUCAUCUCUUCAAUCUCCGCCCACCGCGUCAACUACCCCCAGCCGCAAUCCGCCUACAACGUCUCCAAAGCCGCGCUCCUGCACCUCAAGAACUGCCUCGCCGCCGAGUGGGCCCGCUACGGCAUCCGCGUCAACUCCAUCUCGCCGGGCUACAUGGACACCAUCCUGAACGAGGGCGCGGGCCUCGAGUCUGCCAGGAAAAUAUGGGCGGAGCGGAACCCGAUGGGGAGGAUGGGGGUGCCGGCCGAGCUGACGGGGCCGUUGGUGCUGCUGUGUAGUCGCGCGGGGAGUUUUGUCAAUGGGGCGGAUUUGGUGGUUGAUGGGGGGGCGGUGGUGUUUUAG